CAAUGCAGCUCAUAGCACAGCAUUCCACAAGCAUCUCAACAGCUGAGUGCCUUUGAUCCUCUGCGGCUCUCAGUGCUCUGCUCGCCAUGGCAUCUUCGGUUCCAGUAGUAGUCUUGCUGCUACUCUGCAUGGCCGCAGCGGCGGCGGCGCAGCUCUCGCCGACGUUCUACGACACGUCGUGCCCCAACGCGCUGUCCACCAUCAAGAGCGCCGUGACGGCCGCCGUGAACAAGGAGAACCGCAUGGGAGCCUCCUUGCUCAGGCUGCACUUCCAUGACUGCUUUGUCCAGGGGUGCGACGCGUCCGUACUGCUGGCCGACAUCCCCGGCAGCUUCACCGGCGAGCAGGGGGCGUUGCCCAACGUGAGAUCUCUGAGGGGCUUCGACGUCAUCGCCAACAUCAAGGCGCAGGUGGAGGCCAUCUGCAAGCAGACCGUCUCCUGCGCCGACAUCCUCGCCGUCGCCGCCCGCGACUCCGUCGUCGCGUUGGGAGGGCCCUCAUGGACGGUUCCCCUGGGGCGGAGGGACUCCACAACCGCGAGCCAGACCCUGGCAAACAACGACCUGCCGCCUCCCUUCUUCAACCUCAGCGACCUCAUCGGCUCCUUCGGCAACAAGGGUUUCACCGUAACCGACAUGGUUGCCCUUUCCGGGGCGCACACGAUCGGGCAGGCGCAGUGCCUCAACUUCAGGGACCACAUCUACAACGACACCAACAUCAACCCGGGGUUCGCGAGCUCGCUCAAGGCCAACUGCCCCCGGCCGACCGGCUCCGGCGACAGCAACCUGGCGCCGCUCGACACGUCGACGCCGUACGCGUUCGACAACGCCUACUACUCCAACCUGCUAAGCCAGAAGGGGCUCCUGCACUCCGACCAGGAGCUCUUCAACGGUGGCAGCACGGACAACACUGUCAGGAACUUCGCCUCCAACAAGGCGGCCUUCAGCAGCGCCUUCGCCGCGGCCAUGGUGAAGAUGGCCAACCUCAGCCCGCUGACCGGAUCCCAAGGACAGAUCAGGCUCACCUGCUCCAAAGUGAACUAAGAAUUGUCACCAUAGUAUACAAAUUAAAGCGUUUUCAUGCUAAUAAGGCUAGCUAGGCCACCAUCUUAGUAUAUUUUACAAGUGUACUACAUGAACGAGGAGGUGUGACCGUGAGAUGCUGCAAAAGUGCCAUGCAUCAGCUCAAACAAAAGAUGUCCAUGUAUUUCCAUGCAAAGGCAUGGAGGAUUCCCCUUGCUUAAUGGUACACUUCUCUCUGCUUAAAUUUCC
Messenger RNA from Panicum hallii, 1271 nucleotides. RefSeq names its product peroxidase 2-like. The transcript has 4 exons. Gene Ontology annotation, molecular function: peroxidase activity; heme binding. Gene Ontology annotation, biological process: response to oxidative stress; hydrogen peroxide catabolic process. The record is from RefSeq and is a predicted model, not a curated record. NCBI's taxonomy places the organism in Eukaryota, Viridiplantae, Streptophyta, Magnoliopsida, Poales, Poaceae. Bases 87 to 1043 code for a protein of 318 amino acids.